Messenger RNA from Caenorhabditis bovis, 675 nucleotides. NCBI's taxonomy places the organism in Eukaryota, Metazoa, Nematoda, Chromadorea, Rhabditida, Rhabditidae. The record is from the annotation of a GenBank genome assembly.
AUGUCGAAUUAUUUUGUCGAUGCGCUACCGCCGGCAUUUCCAGACGCGACGAUGAGCAUGUACCCGACGUGGGGUGGCGCCACGAGCGCCGCCGACGACUCGACGUAUUGGCCGGCGGGCGCCGCCGUCGCCGCCGCCGCCACCCAACAGAUCGGCGGCUCGUCGAACGCCUCGUCGGCGUCGAACUCGAGCAACUCGUCGUCGGCGACCACCACAAAUCUCAAGUCCUACGAGCUCUACAAUCAGUCCUAUAUGAACAAUAUGAAGAACAUGCUGGCCGCCCAGUGGAUCGACAAUCCGAAUCCAUUCGCCUACAAUCCGCUUCAGGCGACGUCGGCGAAUUUCGGCGAAUCGCGCGCCACCCUCCCGCUACCGCAACCCGUGUUCCCGUGGAUGAAAAUGGGCGGCACGAAGGGGAAUGAGUCGAAACGCACCCGACAGACGUACUCGAGGAGUCAGACGCUCGAACUUGAGAAGGAGUUUCAUUAUCACAAAUAUUUGACGCGGAAACGCCGCCAGGAGAUUUCCGAGAGCCUUCAUCUCACUGAACGACAGGUGAAAAUUUGGUUCCAAAAUCGUCGAAUGAAGCACAAAAAAGAGGCGAAAGGCGAGCUGGGCAAUGAUUCGGACGCCGAAUCGACACAAGACGAUCAGAACGAGACGAAUUCCUCAUAA